Messenger RNA from Sesamum indicum (sesame), 1878 nucleotides. RefSeq names its product Cystathionine beta-synthase (CBS) family protein (gene CBSX6). Gene Ontology annotation, cellular component: cytoplasm; nucleus. NCBI's taxonomy places the organism in Eukaryota, Viridiplantae, Streptophyta, Magnoliopsida, Lamiales, Pedaliaceae. The record is from RefSeq and is a predicted model, not a curated record.
CAAUCUUAUCCUCUCAACUCUUUUGAGCUCCAAGAAGAGCAUAGAGAACUUAAAAAGCAGGAGCGCUGAGCUGAGCUACCCCUAAAAAGAAAACUGUAUAAAAAGUUUAAGUCGCACAAUCCAGUCCCUGGGGCUGAUCCCCACCCCUCCUCUCUCCCUCAUGGCCCUCCCGAUCUUUCUAAAUAAUUGUAGGUUUAUUAUUAUUAUUAUUCAUAUCUGCCACCCAAUUCUUCUCCUCUUCCUCUUCCUUCACUCCCUUUCCUGCUACUCUCCAUUACUACUCUUCAACAAGACUGAAUAUUACGAAAGUUGCAUCUUUCUUUUAUAAUUCAAGCACCCCUGCUCUGCUCAGCCCAUCAACAACAACAUACAACACAAGUAAGAUAGAGGCGAUUGAGUUGUUCUAGGAUUACUGACAAGUUUGGAUCGACUGUUGAUGGCAUCGGUAUUUUUGUACCAUGUAGUUGGGGAUCUGACAGUGGGGAAGCCUGAGCUCUCGGAGUUUGCUGAGACUGAGACAGUUGAAGCUGCCAUUCGGGCCAUCGCGGAUUCCUCCGAAGGAGGGAUUCCCGUCUGGAAGAAUAGAUCCCAAAAGAGUGUGAUGGAGAAUGCUGAAACCAGACAGCAGAGGUUCGUGGGCAUACUCAAUGCGCUGGAUGUUGUGGCAUUCUUGGCCAGAGAGGAUUCUUUGGCUGAUCAGAAUAAAGCCAUCAAUACCCCUGUUUCCGAGGUCGUUGUUCCAAAUAAUUCGGCCCUUAAGGUCGUUGACCCUGGCACAAGAUUGAUAGAUGCUUUGGAGCUGAUGAAACAAGGUGUCAAGCGGGUUCUUGUUCCUAAGAGUUUGGUUUGGAGAGGAAUGAGCAAGCGCUUUUCAAUUCUUUAUAAUGGAAAGUGGCUAAAAAAUGUUGACUCCUCUGGAGGCAAUAGCACGAAAGCUACUGCUAAUGCUAAUCGGCCAUCGUCAUCUUCCACUUCUUCCAUCCAGGACAAAUUUUGCUGUCUGUCAAGAGAAGAUGUCCUUCGGUUUCUUAUUGGUUGCCUUGGUGCUUUGGCCCCUAUACCGCUUUCUUCUAUUGCCUCCUUGGGUGCCAUCAAUCCGAACUAUUGUUGCAUCGAUGCUUCCUGCCCAGCCGUUGAUGUCACCAAAAAGCGCCCCCAGGAUCCAUGUGCGGUUGCUGUUGUUGAGUCAACUUCAGAUGGCCAGUAUAAGAUCGUAGGUGAAAUAUCAUCGGCGAAGCUACGGAAGUGUGAUUACUUGGGUGCUGCAUGGGCUCUGGCUAAUUUAUCAGCUGGACAGUUUGUUAUGGGGGUUGAAGACAACAUGACUGCAAGAUCAUUUCCUGAUAUUGCGCUUGAUGAAGUGGUUGGAGAGGCCAAUUUGGCUAAUGGUGGAGGGCCAACUAGGGCUAGAAAAUUCAGUAGUAGAAGUAUUGGGUUCUUUGGAAAUCCAGCAAAUCCAAAUUUUGGAGUUGCUAGAAGCAUGUAUCGCGGUAGAAGCGCCCCCUUGACCUGUAAAGUCACAAGUUCACUGGCUGCUGUCAUGGCACAGAUGCUGUCACACCGGGCAACCCACGUGUGGGUAACUGAGGCCGAGAAAGAUGACAAUUUAGUUGGUGUUGUAGGAUAUGCUGAUAUCUUAGCGGCAGUGACCAGGCAACCUGGGGCAGCCAUUUCUGAAAGCCACUCAUCCUGAGCAGCAUCUUUUUGUUUGUUUUCGCCUUACUUUUGUAAAUUUGAAAUAUAUGUUGCAAUAAGCAUGUGUGUGUCGUAUACUUUGGUUGAGCAGAAUUUUGGCAUACUGGUCUUUUGAGUCCCUGGUAUCGUAUGAUUUGAUUUGUUUGUGGAAGGUGGAAAAAGAUGUGCAUGGCAUGCAAGUAA